AUGGAACCUCCUCCGUGGUGUGUAGUCAUAGCUCCUCCCAACCUCUCGCCGGAUCCCCCAGCAGAACACUGGGAACCGGGUGUGUUUGCGAACAAAAUGCCCUUCCUUGUGGGAGGGAAAAAAAUUAGACGUUUCCCUCUGUCUAUUGCUUGUGAAAGCUUAGACGAUGCGGUACGCAUCGAUGAUUGCCUUAAUCCUUUUGUCGCUGCACACGCAAACGAUCCCCUACCGAUCUUCUUGAAUACUCUCGCCCAUCAAGAGGAAUGGAAAAAUGUUGUGGAAUCGCUAACCGUUCCUGGACGUAAUUUCUGGGCAGUGAUCCUAGGCUCCUGGAUAGGCAUCUUCUAUAACCGGGAACGGGUGGAAGCAAACCUUCGCGCUGCACCCAGGGCCAAAUUACGAAGAGCAAUCAAAUUCGAGAGCAUUCACAUGGCAUUGGCCUGUCAGUUGAGUGGCGGGGAAGACAGAACUGGUGAAAUACAAGAACUUUCACGCUGCUCACCCCAACCAUAUCGCAAGGCCAAACAGGCGAUCCCUUCAACUCCAGAAACACCGCUUCCAUUGUUAGGGCGUGGAAGCUCAGCUUGCCUGGAGAAAGUUAUGGAGAGACUUGAAAUUGACUCAGGUAAUAUCCUAUACGCACUCCCUGUAUCUACCAUCAACAUCCGAUCAACAGCUGCCAAUCUCUCCCCAUCGGCCAGUUCAAGCAGGGGAAAAAGAAAGGCUGAUGUAGGGGUGGUACUUUCACCCCUCCUGUCUCAAUAUGUGAAACUCCAUCAUGACGCCGAGACAAAAUUUGCCAUUGAAUGCGCCCUGAGGAACUGCAAGAGGUUGGAGGAUUUUGGGGAUGAAAUGCUCCUCGCUAAUGUUUCCAAAGAGAAUUCACUAACUAUGAUACUCUAUACUACAUCGGUGCUCCCUAAAAGAAACGUAACGACGUCCGUACUACAGACAGAGCCUACGCCGGGCUCUGUCGCUUUGAUAAAACCCUAUCGUGAGUACUCCCUCACGGCGUCGGCGAUGACAAGGAUCGAGGAGAUCUUUGGUCUCAAUGGCGGAGAGCCCAGUCCUUUCAAUGCGGGGAAUGAGGCAUAA
This is a messenger RNA of Desarmillaria tabescens, 1095 nucleotides long. RefSeq lists its product as uncharacterized. The transcript is spliced from 7 exons. The record is from RefSeq and is a predicted model, not a curated record. The coding region runs from base 1 to 1095 and encodes 364 amino acids. NCBI's taxonomy places the organism in Eukaryota, Fungi, Basidiomycota, Agaricomycetes, Agaricales, Physalacriaceae.